Caenorhabditis elegans is the source of this 1862-nucleotide messenger RNA. RefSeq names its product Homeobox protein ceh-32 (gene ceh-32). Lineage: Eukaryota; Metazoa; Nematoda; Chromadorea; Rhabditida; Rhabditidae. The coding region runs from base 28 to 1347 and encodes 439 amino acids. The record is from RefSeq and is marked reviewed. The transcript has 5 exons. Gene Ontology annotation, cellular component: nucleus. Gene Ontology annotation, molecular function: DNA binding. Gene Ontology annotation, biological process: regulation of DNA-templated transcription; cell differentiation; anatomical structure morphogenesis.
UCUGAUCCCCAUUCAUCCUUUGCGAACAUGUUCACUCCAGAACAGUUCACAAAAGUGAUGUCCCAACUGGGUAACUUUUCCCAGUUGGGACAAAUGUUCCAACCCGGGAACGUUGCAAUGCUUCAAGCACUUCAAGCCAAUGGAGCAUCCUCCACUCCAUCACUGUUCCCUGCAAUGCCUUCAGUUAUUCCAUCGUUAGCUGCUCCAUCAUCACCGACUACCUCGAACUUGACUGCUGACCAGAUUGUGAAGACAUGUGAGCAACUUGAAACUGAUGGAGAUGUCGAUGGACUUUUCCGAUUCAUGUGCACAAUCCCUCCACAAAAAACUCAAGAGGUUGCUGGAAAUGAAGCCUUUCUUAGAGCCCGAGCCCUCGUCUGCUUCCAUGCAAGUCACUUCCGCGAGCUCUACGCCAUUUUGGAAAACAACAAAUUCUCUCCAAAAUACCAUCCGAAGCUUCAGGAAAUGUGGCAUGAAGCUCACUACCGUGAACAGGAGAAGAAUCGUGGAAAAUCUCUUUGUGCAGUCGACAAAUAUCGUGUUCGCAAGAAGUACCCAAUGCCAAGAACAAUCUGGGAUGGAGAGCAAAAGACACAUUGCUUCAAGGAGAGAACAAGAUCACUUUUGAGAGAAUGGUAUCUCAAGGAUCCAUAUCCAAAUCCACCAAAAAAGAAGGAACUCGCAAAUGCAACAGGUCUCACACAGAUGCAAGUUGGAAAUUGGUUUAAAAACAGGAGGCAACGAGAUCGGGCAGCAGCUGCAAAAAAUAAGCAAAACAUCAUCGGAGUGGAAUUGAAGAAAACAUCGUCCGACAUGUCAGAUUCAGAUGAUGAUUUUGAGGAUUCAAUGACUGAUUCUCCAAGCCCAAUUGAUGAACCGAAAGAUCUCAGCAAAAGUCAUAUUCCAAAGCUCUCACCAACACUCUUACCUAAAAUGGCGACUCCAUUCGAUAUGUUCGCAGCUGCAGCAAAUCCAUUGAUGAUGUUGAACUUGAAUCCAGCUCUCUACAUGCAAUUCCACAACUUUUUCAACACAAUGAGGAACCCACAAAUUGACGAAGAAGAAAAUAGCGAGACAACGGUUGAAGUUGAAGCUGAUAUUGAGCCACCGAAGAAACGAUCAAAAUUGAGUAUUGAUGAGAUUUUGAAUAUCAAAUCAGAAGUGUCCCCUUCACAAUGCUCACCCUGCUCCAAUGAAUCACUUUCUCCAAAGCGAGCGGUAAAGACAGAAGAAGUGAAAAAAGAGGAUGAUGAGGCUGCUGAAGAAGAUUCUCGAAGUGUGAAGAGUGAAACAUCAGAAGAUCCAAAACAUUCAUCACCAAAGUCAACGACAUCUCAAUCUGAGUAACUCUUCCUAGAAAAUUGUAAUUAUUUUUGUAGUUAUAUAUACACUUUUUGAAACUUUUUAUUAUUAUUUUCCUCGCAUGGAACGUUUUCCAAUUUUUCUUGAUUCCGGAAAACAAUCAAAUCUCAGUUCAGAAACGUUCAUGUCAAAGAACAAACUCACAAACGUUCCCAUCUUUUCAGUCCAAUGUUCGUCUCAAAUCCGGUACCAUAUUUUCAUACUUAGUUGUACUUUUUUGAGCUUUUCCUUCUUCACUUCCUCCCGCAUUUGCCACUCACUUUGAACCUCAAAUUCUGAUUUCUUCUAUUCUUUUUUGUCCACAAUCUUCAGAUGAUUGCUACACCGCUUUGAUGCAUUCCCUCUAAAAAUAGCUUUAGCGGCGUUUGAGCAUUCAUCUGCUAGACCCUUCUUACCCAAAUGUAUUAUUUUUUUUUCAUUCAUUCGUUCAAAUAUUUAAGAAAUAAUUAUCUAUGAUCAUUAUUUCCAAAAACUCAGAUCUAAUAAAUAGUAUUCAAUAU